Linum trigynum is the source of this 2328-nucleotide messenger RNA. The record is from the annotation of a GenBank genome assembly. Lineage: Eukaryota; Viridiplantae; Streptophyta; Magnoliopsida; Malpighiales; Linaceae.
AGGACAAAGGUGGCCGCAUCGCGGCGUCUCUUCAUAUAUGUACACUGUCGCCCCGCAAAUCAGGGAGCGGCGGUUGGAUUUCGACAGCCAUCCCUUCUGCUCUGCCAUCGCCCAUCUGCAUUCCAUCUCUCUCUCUCUCCAACUAACAAAGCACCGCAACUCCCCACAUCACACCGGUUCUCCGGUAAUCGAGACCGCCGAUGGCAGGGCCCACUCCAGAUGCGAUCGAGUCCUUCGUCGGAAUCACUGGUGCGUCCCACUCACUCGCCGUGCGGAAACUCGAGGAACACGGAGGCAAUCUGGACGAAGCUCUGAAUGCGCAUUUCAGCGGAAUAGAGAGCUGCAACCCGAAUGCAGUACCCAGCACUCUCCCUCUGUACAGUCCUGUAAAUGCUAGAAAUCAAGUACCAAAUGAGCCACGAGGCAUUUCACCAGUUAUUUCUGCUGUUCGAAGUUUUAGGCCAUCGUUGCUGCUUGACCCGAGCUAUAGGAGGAAUCUCUGGAACCAACUUGGUGCUUCUGUCUUCAACAGCGGUAGACCACCAACAGCUCCCACAAUACCUUAUGCCAGCGGUUAUGAGCCUCCGCCUUAUCAAUCAGGAGCAAGGCCUGCAAUGCAGGAUGCAUAUGGAGCUUCACUAUCUAAUCAUGUCCAUCCUUAUGGAACUAUGUCGAGAUGUGACGAACCACAUCCGAGUGAUAACAACGUGGAAGAAGAAAUGCUCAGGCGUGCAAUUGAGGCUUCAAAACAGGAUAUCCAAACCUCAUCCAGAGCAGGGGUUGUUCAGGGUGAACUUCAUUUAGAAGACGAGGAGCUUGCUCGUGCAGUAUCUUUUUCAAUGAAGACUGCAGAAGAAGAGAAGGCUAUGCGUGAGCUAGUGGCAAAAGACCAGGUUCGAGCUCAUGAUCUAAGUGAAAGGGCCGGAAGUAGCCAUAGCUGGCAGGAUGGGAGCUCGAGCUCAAGAGAGAAAGUUGUUGACGAACAAUUGUGGAGUGCCAUGUCUUCUGAGGAGCUUGAUGAAGCUAUUCUUCUCGAGACGGCAAUUUUUGGUCAAAAUUAUAGAGGAAGUUCCCAUAAACAUGCAUCAGUUGUGCCCACUUCUGGGGACAGAAGUAGUGUAUCUGUCAGUUCAAAAAGUGCACAAAAUCCCUUAUCUGACGUGCGGAAGGAACGGCAGUCACUUCGAGAGGAACAGGAUAACGAGUAUCUGGCUUCUCUCCUGGCUGAUAAGGAAAAGGAGGUGACAGUAUCAAAGAAAGCUGAAGUAUCUAGUCCAAUUGAAGAAGGAGGCUCCCAAAGUACAAUGCUUGAUGACGUGGGAAUGGAGAGGCUGCUUGCUGCAAAAGAAGCAUUGCUUCCUGAAGAGCCGCUUGUGGACGAGGAGAAUGCAGUGACUCUACUCCUGCGCAUGCCAGAUGGUAGUCGCCAUGGCCGCCGCUUUCUCAAAUCCGACAAGCUGAAAUGUGUGUUCGACUUCAUUGACAUUGGCAGAGCUGUUAAGCCUGGAACGUACAGAGUGGUGAGACCAUAUCCUAGGCGUGCUUUCUCUGUGGAAGAUGGCUCAUUGAGUUUGUAUGAAGCUGGUCUGAACAGUAAACAAGAAGCCUUGUUCUUGGAGUUCAUUUAGCCUUCACGCUUUACUUGCUUCGAACAUCACAGUUGAUCAUGAGGCGAUUGAGAGAGUAGCAGCCAGUGGGUGAAUAGAUUGCUGUAGUGUAUGGUACAAUCCAUCCCACUUGGUCCUUUCCUUUUGAAUUUUGCUGUGGUUUGUUUCCUUUUGCAACAUCACACUUGAUGGGUUUAGAAAUUACAGAAUUUCAAACGUGAAAUUUGGGGACUGCAACUGUCUUUUACGUUUGUAGAUGCAGAAACAAAUUACACAUUUCCUGUAAUUUCCUGUACGGCCCGGGCUGGGCAAGCUGUUGGUUGACCCUCUUGUAGUAUCCUAGCCGUUUCUGCCAUAGCUCUGUGUACUCGUUAAACUUGUCUGGAGUGGUUCCUUCAAGGGUUCCCAUUCCUGAUUCUUGCAGGGAUUACAGUUAAGCUUUCAGGCCAUUUGGGAGUGCCCCACCUGCUGUUUCCCUUACUAACGGUCAACGCGGUAAAUGUUACAUUUGGUAACUGAGAUUACUAAGUUGUGUCAUGUUUAGUCACUAGAAAAUUUUAAUAUCAAUUUUGGUCACUCGAAUUACGAAAAUAGGUCACAUUUAGUCACUCUCCCGUGGAGUUGGACAGAAACCAAUGGGAGAGUAACUAAAUGUAACAUGUUUCAGUAACUCGAGUGGCCGGAUUUGGAUGGAGGCUAACAAGAAAAUGACUAAAUGUGA